CUAUCGGCGCAUGAAGUGAUCCAAGCUGGUGUCGCAAACGGUACUCUUGUCAGAUCGGAAGGUUAAUCACAGCUGCGCAGAUGGAAAGACAGCACAUCGGUUUAAGAUCUGUUUACAUUGCAUUGGCGUGUGAUCAUUGCAUAUUGACCUCUUUCUCAGGAGCUCACGCCGUACGCCUCAAGCCGCUGUAAUCCGAACACUGUUGAGUUUGUAACCUCUCUGACGAAGGGGACCGGAUCAGACUUCGUGGCAGCCCCGCCGAGUAACGCGGACAUGGGCGGCUCGGGGGUAGCACGCUCAGGCCGCCAUGUUUCGAGCAGUCGCCCGCCAUUGCUUGUACAAACAGGAGGAGGUGGACAAAGGUAGAAGGAGAAGUCCCCUCUCACCGACCGACACAUACUCCUAUCCAUCGUGCUCGAUUCAUUGACGCCAUCACCGCCUCUUACUUCACCAUGCGCCUCGGCGUCCUCUACCUCCUCGCGCAGGCUAUGGGUGCCGUGUUGAUAACCCCCGCCCCAUCUGCCCUCGCCUGGAGAGCCUUAGAAGCACGGCAAGCUUCCAAUAUCACCAGGCCACAGGGGGAACUCACCAUCCACGACGUUUUCACCGAGUGUGCGAGCAUGCGGGUUUCGUGGACCUGGCCAGGCUCGACUCCCCCAUACCGCAUCUACGUCCUAGAGUGGCGUGAGGGAAGCCUCACGUACGAGCGGACGAACCUCACUGAUUCUGCUUUCGUCAUUCCUGCUCUGCCGGCGCCGGCAGGGUACCAAGCCGAGAUCGGGGUCACGGACAGGACGGGACAGUCCCUCGUGUCGCCCAAGACAACUGUCCGUCCAUGUGCGGACGGCGGGCUGUGUGGGUGCACACCACCCGUUUCGACAACACGUACAGGUACGCCAUCGUACCGGUCACCGGCAGGCACCACCAGGAACUCGACUUCGUCCAGAUCCAGCGCGCCGUCGUCCUAUUUCGCGGCUCUGUCCGAAAGCUCUGAGUGGUCACCUCCGAGUGAACUGCCAUCUCUACAGCCAUCUGGUGAGGUUUCUCAAGCGUCAGUGUUGGCAACAGCUGCCCCUCCUUCCCGCCCAGGGGCCGAGCAUGCGCCCGCCCCCACCUCUGAACGCGCAAACAACCUCGCCCCGGUGAUUGGAGGUGUUGUGGGCGGCACAGUGGCCAUCAUUGCUUUCCUCGCCGUGCUCUGCCUGACGAGGAGAAGGCGCGUCUCCUCGCACACCCAUGCCCCGUCGCGGCGCCUCAGCAUCGACGAGGACCUCGACCAGCCAGCGCCAGCGCCGUUCUUUUCCGACGAGGUUCAACGCGAGUGUCUUGAAGUCUACCAUGCGCAUUAUCUACGGCCAGCCAUGGCCAAUGCGAACUCACUCUCAGACUCACGGUCCAACUCGCCCGCCACGCUUUUCCACCCAUCACGAGCCACAUCGCCCUCGUCGACAUCGGGGCAAAGUGGGCUGGCAGGUAUUGGGCGACGCGACCUCGUGGCCAGGCCUUUCAGCGAGCCGCGAGGAGCAACCACUGACUUCCUCCCAACUGCAGCCGCGCUGGUAGGCCUUCCGCCUAGACCGGAGUGCCGACCGACCGUUGCUCGUCUGCAGCCCGAACGGGUGGAGUCUCAGCAGCGAAGCCACUCCCGCCAGGAAGCGCCUCGGCUCACUGGGUCAUCACAUCCGCCCACGCACACGCUUCAAUCAGCUCGCGCAACCAAGGCUCAAGAGGCAAGGCGCGCUACACAUGCAGAGGACGCGGGCUUUGUCGAGGACGGCAUUCUGCCCCCUUUAUACCGUCAGGAGUGGGAGGCUGACCGUCUUCGGCGCAUUAACGUGGAGCAGUAGGACUUCCGCGUGUGAUCCUAGAGAGCUUGUGUUCCGAUGGAGAUAGCAACGGAAGUUGCAAUCCACCUUAUGUACAAUCAUUGCAG
Cutaneotrichosporon oleaginosum is the source of this 1933-nucleotide messenger RNA. The record is from RefSeq and is a predicted model, not a curated record. NCBI's taxonomy places the organism in Eukaryota, Fungi, Basidiomycota, Tremellomycetes, Trichosporonales, Trichosporonaceae.